GUCUUAACUUACUUGUAUAAAAGCUUGUAUGAUGCAUUUAAAGCUUUGCUAUUGUCUUCUCUUUCAUUUCGUUAUCUCAUUAUCAUUCCUUGUGAAACUGGAACAGUUGGACCUUGGCAGCAACGAGCUAGAAGUUCUGCCUGAUACUUUAGGAGCAUUGCCAAAUCUUCGGGAACUGUGGUUAGACAGAAACCAACUCUCUGCGUUACCACCGGAACUAGGGAAUCUUCGACACCUUGUCUGCUUGGACAUAUCCGAAAACAAGCUGGAACAGUUGCCCAAUGAAAUCAGUGGGCUGGUGGCAUUAACAGAUUUGCUUCUGUCACAGAAUUUAGUAGAAACCAUUCCUGAUGGUAUUGGGCGGUUAAAACAACUGUCCAUACUGAAAGUGGACCAGAAUCGGAUCAUGCAGUUACCAGAAUCAAUUGGAGACUGUGAAAACUUAACAGAAUUAAUACUAACUGAGAACCUCCUCAUGACAUUACCAAAAUCUGUGGGAAAGUUGAAAAAGUUGACAAACUUGAAUGUGGAUAGGAACCGACUUGUCAGCCUCCCUUCAGAGGUGGGUGGUUGUGUCUGUUUAAAUGUGUUGUCCUUAAGGGAUAACCAACUAACACGGCUGCCAUCUGAGUUAGCGACUGCAUCUGAACUCCAUGUACUGGAUGUAGCUGGAAACAGACUACAGUUUUUGCCUUUUACCCUAACAAACUUGAACUUGAAGGCCUUAUGGCUGGCAGAGAAUCAGUCCCAGCCUAUGCUUAAAUUCCAAACUGAGGAUGAUGAAACUAGUGGAGAGAAGGUCCUUACCUGCUACCUCCUUCCACAACAACCCUCUCCCAGCCUUGAAAAUCUCCUUGAGAACAGUGUUGAUGACAGCUGGACUGACACCAACCUGAACAGAGUCAGUGUAAUUCAGUUCCAGGAAGAAUCCAAAGGAGAGCAAGAGGUGGGGGAAGAUGAAGAAGCCAUAGAAAGAAGGGGUCUCCAACGCAGGGCAACCCCUCACCCUAGUGAGUUGAAGGUUAUGAAGAAAGCAAUUGAAGAUCUGAGGAAUGAUGUAUAUACUGCAAAACCAGAUGAAGAGCUGGACUCUCCGGAUACUGAGUUAAAGAGACUAAGUGGAGCAUCUGAUCAUAGCAAUGAAGCUGUUGUCCCUAAUGGUGGUGAGGAGGUAAUCUCUGAGAAACAGCAGCCAAUUGAAGAACAGAAUGAAGGAAGUACUGCAGAGGAUCAUGUGACAAAAGAUGAGAUCCAGAAGACCAUCCAGCCUGAAGAGCAAGACAAUGCAGAAGAGCUUGUAGAAGAUGAUCUGGAAGUAGAAUAUAAUGAGCCCACUGUGCACUUUGCUGAAGAUGCUAUCCGAGAUGAUGAUGAGGACGACGAUGAUUAUCCUUGUAAUGAGGUAGAGAAAAAACGCCUGAUUCGUAAGGACACGCCACACUAUAAAAAACAUUUUAAAAUCACUAACCUGCCAAAACCUGAAGCAGUGGUGGCACUUCUUCAGGGAUUCACCACUGAAGAGACACUUGAGGAAGAGGAUGAUGAAAUUGGGAGGCAAAAUGAUCCAAUGGAAGAUGAGGAUGUGGUAGACUCCCAUGGUGACUUUGAACAGGUCAUGAAGAAUGAUAGACUUUCUGUCCCACUUCCCAUCAAGGGGGUGUCGUUUGAUCAAGUCAAUAAUCUGCUGAUUGAACCUGCUCGAAUUGAGGAGGAAGAGCUGUCGUUAGUUAUCCAUCGACAGACUGGAGGUUUGGGCAUCAGCAUUGCAGGAGGAAAGGGCUCCACUCCUUAUAAGGGGGAUGAUGAGGGUAUCUUCAUUUCCCGAGUUUCAGAUGAUGGGCCAGCCGCACAAGCUGGAGUACGAGUGGGUGACAAACUGCUAGAGGUGAAUGGCGUUUAUCUUCGAGAUGCAGAACAUCACAAAGCUGUGGAAGCAUUACGUAGUUCUGGUACAUCUGUUGCUAUGACAGUGCUACGAGAGCGAAUGGUGGAACCUGAAAAUGCCGUUACUGUAACACCAUUGCGGCCUGAGGAUGACUACAGCCCUCGAGAACGUCGAGGUUUAAUGCUAUUACAGGAUGAAUCUGUUACUCCUCUUUUGAAGGAACGCUAUUCCACAUGUCUGUUCCGAAAUGACAAAGGUCUGGGCUUCAGUAUUGCUGGUGGAAAAGGUUCAACAUCAUACAAAGCAGGAGAUACUGGAAUCUUUAUAUCCAGGAUUGCUGAGGGGGGAGCAGCUCACAGAGACGCAACCCUGCAGGUUGGGGACAGGGUGAUCUCAAUCAAUGGGGUAGACAUGACAGAAGCCAGACAUGAGCAGGCAGUAGCACUCCUUACUGGCACAUCCCCCACCAUCACCUUGUUGGUAGAGCGAGAGAUACCACAAUACCAAGCCGACAGAGACUCUGGUGAUUCACCAGCACUUUUCAGAAUGCGCCCUCAUUCUCCACCACCUCCCAGCCUGUUGUAUCCAGAUGAUGAGCGGAGUGAGGACAUCUCACCACAGACCAACCAUGUGAACCGUCUAAUGGAGGACAACUAUCCCAUUGAGGAAGUCUACCUUGUAAAAGCAGGUGGGCAAUUGGGGCUGAGCAUCGUAGGUGGUAGUGAUCAUUCCAGUCAUCCAUUUGGCAUCCAUGAACCAGGUGUUUUCAUCUCAAAGGUUAUACCUCAUGGUCUGGCUGCUAGAAAUGGCCUUCGUGUUGGAGACAGGAUUCUGGAAGUGAACACUAUUGACUUGAGGCAUGCAACGCAUCAGGAGGCAGUGAUGGCAUUACUGGCCAACAAGCAAGAAAUCCGAAUGUUAGUACGAAGGGACCCUGCUCCACCUGGCAUGCAGGAGAUUGGCAUCAGCAAACUGCCUGGAGAGAAGUUAGGAAUUAGUAUUCGAGGAGGAGCUAAAGGUCAUGCUGGCAACCCCUUUGAUCCUUCUGAUGAAGGGAUUUUUAUCUCAAAGGUGAGUUCCUCUGGGGCAGCAGCACGAGAUGGCAGACUUAAAGUUGGGAUGCGUAUCCUGGAGGUCAAUAACCACAGCCUUCUGGGAAUGACUCACACUGAGGCAGUGCGUAUCCUGCGAAGUGUUGGAGAUAACUUGAUAAUGCUGGUGUGUGAUGGGUUUGAUCCCAAAGCUGCUGCUGCAAUAGAGGUUUCCCCUGGUAUUAUAGCAAACCCUUUUGCCACUGGCAUUGGCAGGAAAAACAGCAUGGAGAGCAUCUCUUCAAUUGACCGUGACCUGAGCCCAGAGGAAAUGGAGAUCAUGCAAAAGGAGAUGGACAUGGUACGAGAAACAACACAGUGGGAGAAGGAAGAACUGGAAAAAGUGGAGAAAAUGCGUAGGGAACGGGAGGAGGCCAAUCGACUUCUUGAGGAGGAAGCACAGAGCUACAGUACUGAACCUCUCAAGCUGGAUUACAAAACACUGGCCGCUUUACCCACCAGUAGUUUGCAGAAGGUCAGUAAGCUUUUUAAGUGUGGUAUACUUUCGACUGAAAUGGAGAACGACUUCAAAAUGUUGCAAGGUGUGGACGCUGCUGUACAGAAUAUGGGACUUAAUUCCAAGGACCCCCCUUGCACUGAUCUAAUGAACCAUUUUCAGUCUGUUUCUCCUGCCUCAUCCCUAACCAGUAAAGCAGCUUCCAGAGCUGUCAUUCUAGAUGAGAGACUUAAUACUGUGGCAGACAUGGAGCAGCAGGCCAGCAGCCCUAUUUCAGCUGGUCCUAGGGAAGUGGAGCUUUCCCCGAAUUCCACAAAACAGAAUCUACAGUUGGGAAGUCAGGAUGCACCAGCACAGGAGGAAGAGAUCUUAGUAGACUGUCAGCCAAUACUGUUCAGCGAAAAUCCUUUUGUGGUAGCUAAUCGAAAGGGAAGAGGGAAGUCUGGAAACAGAAGCACACUUGGAGGGCCUCCACUUGGCUAUGGUCAAGGUGGUGUUUUGAAGACCACUGUAUACUCUAAGGGUUCUACUGGGGACUUGACUAAAGGCAGCAACAUUAAAUGGGAUGCACCAUACUCUCCAACUUCCCAACCGGCUUCCAUCAAUUUCCUUACUUCACACAGUGAUAAAAACACUAAACCAGGUGUUAUCCAGCCUUUGACCAGAACUCGACAAAAUGUGGUCUCAACAAGUCAGGAGGACAGGAGUAGUCCUAACCCAUUCCAGCAAGCUGAAAUUCCUAAUCCUCUUCAGCCCCCAUCUCCCCUUUCACCCGAUGAGGUACCUGUUAAUGUCAAACAGGCUUACAAAACCUUCGCUGCUGUACCUGCCACUCACUCUCUGCUGGAACAGCAGGAGCAGUAUAUCCAAAGGAGUAAUGCUAAAAUCAAACCACCUUCAGAGGAUGACCUUGGAUGUGCUGUUAUGUCAGUACAAACAGCAAAGGGUUUCCAAACACUGUUCUCUGUGCCCAGUAAUUCAGCAGAAAUGGAGUCCGUUGCAGUUGGAAAUGAUACUACGCCAGUAACUUCACCAACAACACCGUCACAUAUAAGAGACUAUCGUGCCCUGUCUUCUGCACCUCUAAUGAGGCAGUCCUCUGAGGAUGUGGAGUUGCCUUCUUCUCCAAGUGGCUUGGACAGUCCUGAGCAGAGGUCUUUCAGAGAAAGGCAGAAAUACUUUGAGAUUGAAGUGAAGCAACAGCAGACUGAGAAAACCCCCAAACGGGUCUGUUUAGUGGCAGAGGAUGAUUUGAAAAAAAUGAAGGAGGAAGAAGCUCGUAAAUUAAGACAUCAUGCACAGAUGUUGGCCAUGGAAGAGGAAGAAGAGGAGGAAGAUGAUGCAGUAAAGCAGAUGGCAGAUAUGAGUGGUCAGAGUACUGUGAUCAUUGAAGGAGUGGAGUACAGCACUGAGAGACUGCCCAGUCGACAAACCCAUUCACCUCUGACAGGGAUGUCCCCGGUGGAUGGCAGAGGAGAUUCUCAGAGGAAUUCCAUUGAAGAUGGGAUUAAAGUUGAACAGAGGCCUAAUUCCAUGUCUGGACUAAGCCCUGGAAGUGGAGAAUCCAGUGUACCAGUCAGGACUGCUAAAGCAGAGAGAAGAUACCAAGACCGAGUGCGAAUGCAGAGUCCGGACUUGCUAACUGAAAAAGAGCUAUCUCCCGCUGAACGCCGUGCACUUGAAGCAGAAAAGCGAGCCAUGUGGAGAGCAGCAAGCUCCAAGACUCUAGAAGAUGAUAUUAAACAGUAUGAACAGGAUCUGGCCAAGAAAUUGUACCAGUCUCGCCAGCGAACCCCUGUGCUUAGGGGUGGAGCAGGCCAGGUGCCUUGUCCAGUUCAGCCACGUGCCAACAGUCCACACAUCAAAGCAGGAGAAUCAAGGAUGAAGUCUCUUGAACAAGAUGCACUUAAAGCGCAGAUGGUGAUAGCUAGGUCGAAAGAGGGGAAGAAGCGCAGCACUCUUGAUCAGCUGGCAGAGUCACCAUCACCAGCACCAACGCCUUCACCUACACCACUAGAAGACUAUAGUCCGAAGAGUGUGACUUCUCCUGGACGAUUGUCCAUGUCUGAAAAGAAGUUUGACUACAGAGAAUUUGCUGCUAUUCCUUCUUCCAAACCUGUUUACGACAUUCAGUCACCUGCCGAAGAACUCAAAUAUAUUGAUGACACUAAUAGCUCAGUUUGUCCAGAAGAGGAAGUAGAGGCAAUGGUUACACUACCAACCACAUCUGCCCUUGAAGAAAUGGCUCUUUAUAGCAACAAACGUAAACUCCGUAGCACCCGGCGAAGUUUAGAGACUGCUGUACCUACAUAGACUAUGGAAACAAUUCUACCUAGCAUCACAAGGAUGCAGCAUUACAUGCAGCUGUGCAAACCUGCCCUUAGAGUGACUGUGUUGCAGUUCUAUUGCUGCAGAGGGCAGGGUGCCUUAAGGAACCCACAAGCUAUAUAGCAACUUCAGUGUGGACAUUAAUGUACUGAAACCUUGAGAUUUUAGACAUUAUGCAAAGAAAAAAAUGAACUAUGAUGCCUUUGUCCUUUUCCCAGCACUGAUGAACCAGUACUGUUUUUUUUUUCUUUUACUAAUUCCACAAUGUCAAAAUAUUUUAUUUCCUGGGGAAAUCGGAUUGCAAUGAGACUUCUAAGGUGACUGGGUUGUGGCAAAGCUUGCAGAAUCCACCGCCUUUUUAAGUAGUUGGACUGGAAAUUGCUAUAUUAGUUUGUAAAUAUUUGUGCAUGAGAAUGCAGGCUCAGCGACUGCCAGGAUGGUUAGAAUUUAUUUUAGAGUGUAGUGGGAAACUAGAGACUGAGAUUUAAAAACUUAAGAAUCAAGACAGAGAAGUGUGUCAGAAUUGGCAUCAUUCCCACUUUUUAUCUUGUAAAUUAAGAUAUUUAAAACUGUUGCAGAUAUUUUUAGGGAGAUUUAUACAUAAAAUGUGUUCUGCUUUGUGAAAUAAUAUUGCCAGUACCUCUCAAGAAGUUAAGGUGUAGAAGGCAGCCAUCAGUUUAGAUUUACUUUAUUGUACAUAUAAUUUUAAAGUUUAGUUGGGCUUCUACGAUGGCCUUUUUUUUUCCAGAUCAGAAGCAAUAUAUAUUCCACAUUUUACAGGACUGCUGCUGAAAAACCAGUCCAUGAAACUUGUAUCUGUUUUAAAUUAUUUUAGCUUCUCUUCUAUUACCUUCUUUCCCCAUUUGACUUGUUUUUCGAGGCGUUUUUUUUUCAGCAACAUUCAUUAUCAGGGAUACUUUAUUGGAACUGGAUGCUUUUAAUGUUUGCACAUAAGAAUCUUCAUCAGAUGACACCCAAACUACAAGAAAGAAGAUUUUGACAAGCUUUUUUAUCAGUUUAUUUGGGCACUUUGCACUAACCACAGAUUUGGGAUGCAAAAGAAAAGGUUUGAUGAGGUAACACCUAGCUCAUUUCUCAGUUUCAUCCCAGGGUCUUUUGGGCCCCUGUGCCACUGGUCACUAUGUCUUAGAUCAUGUUUGCCUUGUAUAGGUUUACAGGUAUCAGUAACACAGAAACUGCAUGAGAUGCAGAAUUAGACUCUUGGGACAUAACACUAAACUGUUGCAGUUGUACUCAAAAUGGAAUGUUUUUGUCACUUUGAAAAAAAAAGUUUCUUCUUUGUGCAGAGAAUAAGACUUAAACCAUAUCUUUAAUUUAUUUCCUUAAAAGGCAAAUCUUUCAUUUAACAUAGUACUUUAAGUGUGUGUAAAAAAGCACUUGUACACCAUGAACUAGUAAUGUAUGUGCCACAGUGGCAUUCAGUACAAGGCAGUGGCAACACAUCCUGUAAACCAGGAUGAAGCAUUUUUCUACCGAACAAACACCAUGCUGUAGAAUAGAGAAUAUUAUAUAUGCAUAUCAUCUUUUUCUGUUCCUUAGGCUAGCAUGGUGCUGCAUUUGUGGAGUAGUGUUAGCUACUGUUGAUUAGCUUCACUUCUGCUGAGAAUACUGAGGUGACAACAAGAACAGAAUUACAAUAUGUCUGCAGUGACAACAGGAACAAAUUCCUAGCUGUUUAAAAGCAUUUGCAGUGUCACUGCUGUAGAGUGGCAACUUUUUGCCCAUUCAGCCAGUGACACUGCUUCAGAGGCCAUUUCCUUAAUAGAGCAUUAGCAGAACUAUUUGGCAUCUGUGACAGAAACUGUUCAGUUAAAAGUUUUCAUUUCCCUCCAUAGCACCUUGUUAACACUUAGCACUGCCUGCAAAGCAAGGGACAUUAAACCCCUUUGCGUUUUUUUCACUUAGCUGCUUACUGUGGCAUCUGUGUAGCAUACUGUUUGGCUGCAAAAGCAGGGGGUUAACCAUAAUCGCCAAUACAUAUAAUUUGUACUCAAGUCGAGGCCCAUUCUGACUUGUCUUCUCAAUUUUGAUUGUCAGUUUGUAGAAGCCGUGUCUGUAAAGUAUUUACUCACCACUCACUGAUGUUUUCCAUAUUCCUUGUUAUUAUUGUAAAGCCCUAAAUGAAGCUGAGCCACUGUUUCAUGGAACUGUUGAACUGCCAGCACCAAAAUCUGCAUGUAAAUUUGCUGAAUGUUCAGAUGCAUUUUGUAGAAAAUAUCUUCACUUACGCUAGAUUUGUAAUUUUACUGAAUUUCUAGAAAUAUGUCCUUUAAUUUCUAAUGGUUGGGGGG
This is a messenger RNA of Protopterus annectens (West African lungfish), 8073 nucleotides long. RefSeq names its product scribble planar cell polarity protein (gene SCRIB). NCBI's taxonomy places the organism in Eukaryota, Metazoa, Chordata, Ceratodontiformes, Protopteridae. Gene Ontology annotation, cellular component: adherens junction; postsynaptic density; postsynaptic membrane. Gene Ontology annotation, molecular function: protein binding. The coding region runs from base 29 to 5746 and encodes 1905 amino acids. Gene Ontology annotation, biological process: neurotransmitter receptor transport postsynaptic membrane to endosome; neurotransmitter receptor transport, endosome to postsynaptic membrane. The transcript is spliced from 42 exons. The record is from RefSeq and is a predicted model, not a curated record.